Messenger RNA from Equus quagga, 2518 nucleotides. RefSeq names its product sterile alpha motif domain containing 1 (gene SAMD1). The transcript is spliced from 7 exons. Gene Ontology annotation, molecular function: DNA binding; protein binding. Bases 791 to 1948 code for a protein of 385 amino acids. NCBI's taxonomy places the organism in Eukaryota, Metazoa, Chordata, Mammalia, Perissodactyla, Equidae. The record is from RefSeq and is a predicted model, not a curated record.
CUGGUUUAGCUGGAAUUCCGCCAAUUCCCCCCGCCCCGCAGGAGAAGGGGGCGCCAAGCUGCCCUUUGACCCCAGGUUCGGGCCCCCACAUCUGCGGCGCGCCCCCUCUGCGUCCAGCCCCCAGCCGAGAGGGCGCUCUGGGGAGACCCUGGGGCCGGCGCGCCGGGAGGCCGAGCGGCGGCGGGGGCGGGCGUGGCAGGGGGGGCAAGGCGUGGGGGAGACGGUGCGCGCCCCCCACCCGCAUCCUCGGCGCAGAGUGCGGAGCCCAGCGCGCCCGAGAGGCGCGGGGGCGGCGGCGGUCCAAGGGUCCCCGCGGCGCCCGGCGAGCGCGGCGGCCCGGCCCGCGGGCGGCGAGUUCCCGGUAAGUGCGGUCCCGAGAGCGGAGCGCGCCGGGGAGGCGUGGAGAGGGGGGCUGGGCGCCGGGGACGUCUGGGUCCCGCGCCCAAUGGCUGGAGGGCGGCCGAGCGCCGCCUGCCCGCCCCCUCUCCCCUCCCCCCGGCGUUCCCCUCCCCCUCCCCCGCCCGCCGCUUUCCCCCGCCCCCGCCCCGGCGCCAACUCCGCGGCGCCUCCUUAAAAAGCGCGCGGGAGUUGUAAGGGGGGGCCGGAGCGAGCCGGAGUGAGCGAGAGCGCAGGAAACAGCAGCGCCGCCGCCGCUCCACCGAGGCGCUGCGCCCCCCCGGGGGGGGGAGGCGGAGGAGGCGGGCAGCGGCGGAGGGAGGGGAGCCGGGGAGGGGGGCGCCGCGCUGGGAGGGAGGCAGCGCGCACGGUGCAGCCGGGCCGGGCGGGAGGCAUGGCGGGGCCCCCGGCCCUACCCCCGCCGGAGACGGCGGCGGCCGCCACCACGGCGGCCGCUGCCUCGUCGUCCGCUGCUUCCCCCCACUACCAAGAGUGGAUCCUGGACACCAUCGACUCGCUGCGCUCGCGCAAGGCGCGGCCGGACCUGGAGCGCAUCUGCCGGAUGGUGCGGCGGCGGCACGGCCCGGAGCCGGAGCGCACGCGCGCCGAGCUCGAGAAACUGAUCCAGCAGCGCGCCGUGCUCCGGGUCAGCUACAAGGGGAGCAUCUCGUACCGCAACGCGGCGCGCGUCCAGCCGCCCCGGCGCGGAGCCACCCCGCCGGCCCCGCCGCGCGCCCCCCGCGGGGGCCCCGCCGCCGCCGCCGCCGCUGAGGAGGCGGCGGCGCGGGGCCGCCCGGAGCGCACUCGGCUCGGAGCGCUCGCGCUGCCCCGCGGGGACAGGCCCGGACGGGCGCCGCCGGCCGCCAGCGCCCGCGCGUCGCGGAGCAAGAGAGGUGGGGAAGAGCGAGUGCUUGAGAAGGAAGAGGAGGAAGAAGAUGAUGAAGAUGAAGAUGAUGAGGACGAUGUGUCUGAGGGCUCUGAGGUGCCCGAGGGUGACCGUCCCGCAGGUGCCCAGCACCACCAGCUUAAUGGCGAGCGGGGCCCUCAGAGCGCCAAGGAGAGGGUCAAGGAGUGGACACCCUGCGGACCCCACCAGGGCCAGGAUGAAGGCAGGGGGCCGGCACCAGGCAGUGGCACCCGCCAGGUGUUCUCCAUGGCAGCCAUGAAUAAGGAAGGAGGAUCAGCCUCUGCUGCCACUGGGCCAGACUCCCCAUCUCCUGUGCCUUUGCCCCCAGGAAAACCAGCCCUACCUGGGGCUGAUGGGACCCCCUUUGGCUGUCCUUCUGGGCGCAAGGAGAAGCCGGCUGACCCCGUGGAGUGGACAGUGAUGGACGUGGUAGAGUACUUCACCGAGGCCGGCUUCCCAGAGCAGGCAACAGCCUUCCAAGAGCAGGAAAUCGAUGGCAAGUCCUUGCUGCUCAUGCAGCGCACAGACGUGCUGACGGGCCUGUCUAUCCGCCUCGGGCCGGCCCUGAAGAUCUACGAGCACCACAUCAAGGUGCUGCAGCAAGGCCACUUUGAGGAUGACGACCCCGAUGGCUUUCUAGGCUGAGGGCCCAGCCUGGCCCCCGCCCCGACCCAUUCCAGCCCCCCUUUUCACUGCAGACCCCAAGUCUAGGAGCUGGACGGGGACACCUUCGGCCCUCGUAACAGAUUCCAGUGAGGGGGCAUUCCUCCCUACACAUCUCGUCCCUGUGUCUCCCCGAACACACACAUCAGGCCCCCAGCACAUCCCGCACUCCAGGAUAGGGGAGUGUGGGGUGGGACAGGGCCUGCGCAUUUUACCCCAGGAGGCCAACCCUCUCCCCAGCCUAGGACAUUUUUGGAAAAAAAAAAAAGGGGGGGGGGGUGCUUCCCAUCUUCCUAGAUCCUCCUCAGUUCAGCCAGAUGUUUCCUAUAUAAAUGUUUUUUUCUGCCUGUUUAUUUUGGUGAGGGUCUUUCCUCCCUCCCCCACCACCCAUACCCCUCCCCAGUCUGCCCCUGGCCUCCAGCCCCCUGGGAGUGGCUGGGGUGGGGUCCCUGGCCCUAACCUACCCUUUCUCUUUCUUUCUGUUGGUUGUCGCUCCAGCUGGCUGUAUUGCUUUUUAAUAUUGCACCAAAAGUUUUUUAAAUAAAGUUUUAA